This is a messenger RNA of Pseudonaja textilis, 5285 nucleotides long. It is a transcript of the gene E2F1, whose product is annotated as E2F transcription factor 1. Lineage: Eukaryota; Metazoa; Chordata; Lepidosauria; Squamata; Elapidae. The record is from RefSeq and is a predicted model, not a curated record. Gene Ontology annotation, molecular function: DNA-binding transcription factor activity, RNA polymerase II-specific; protein dimerization activity; RNA polymerase II cis-regulatory region sequence-specific DNA binding. Gene Ontology annotation, cellular component: Rb-E2F complex. Gene Ontology annotation, biological process: regulation of transcription by RNA polymerase II.
CGAAUGUUGAUGUGGCUGGCUCAGCCAAUGGGAGCGACGAUAGCCUGCUCGUGCUGCUUUCGCGGCAAAAAGGAUUUGGCGCGCAAACGUGUGCGAGGCCGGGACCAGCUGGGAACAAUAACAGUGCCGGAGUUGAGCGCGAGCGGAUCGGCUGAGCUCGCUGGGUGGAAAAGACGGGCGGGAAAAAGCUUCAGUUGCAUUUCGGCCGGGACCGGGAGAACCUCGGAGAGACCCGACUGGAACAAGGCUGGGCAGCUGGGAAGUCGGCACUGGCCCGGAGAGCGUGGAUGGAAGAGUGCCCUGCGAUGUGCUGCUGUCUGUAGCCCCCCUCCCACCCACCCUUCCUUCCCCUUCCCUCCCGAGCGGCGCCCAGACAGGACUCGCCGAUGUCCUGCACAGCCGCCCUGGUGCUCUCCCUCCUCGCUCUCGCCUUUCCACCUACGGCCUUGGCUGGACACCAUUUCCCGGGCCUCUGCUCUUAAAAAGAGGAUGGGGCGUGUUCCAUCCUACCACUCUCUGCCAUCCGGUGUCUCCCUCCACCGCAGCGGCCGGGACGAUGGCAUUAGUCCGCUGAGGCGACUUUGAUUCCGGGGUGGGGGUGGGGGGGCUCAAGCCGGGAGGGGGGGGGACAGUUUUGAUUUCCUGCGGUGUGUGGAGAGGAGGGGGCCAACCGGGGCUCCCUCCCCCGCCCUGCCUUCCUCCCAAGUUCUCGGGCAUGUGAGUCCCAGCGCUUUGUGCCAUGUCUCUGGAAGGGCUGGAAGUAACUCAGAAUGUGGCAGACCUGGAAGCCUUGCUGAGGGGAGCGGAGGCCAUCCAUGUGAUGGAACAGCAGAUCGUGAUCAUUUCCACUCCAGACCAGCUCCCCGCGUCCGAAGGAGACCACGACACCGAGCUGCUGCUCUUUGCCACUCCACAGCCCGCCAGAUUGGAGACCGUAACGCAGAGGCCUGCUCUGGAACGGCCACCGGUAAAACGGAAAUUGAAUUUGGAGACUGACCAUCAAUACAUUGCAGAGAACGCUCAGGUGGUUCGAGGAAAAGCAAAAAAUCCUAUAAAAGGUUUAAAGUCUCCUGGAGAGAAAUCCCGCUAUGAAACUUCUCUCAAUUUGACCACCAAGCGCUUCUUAGAGCUGCUGAGUCAGUCUCCUGAUGGUGUGGUGGAUCUCAACUGGGCUGCUGAAGUACUAAAGGUGCAGAAGAGGCGUAUCUAUGACAUAACAAAUGUCCUGGAGGGCAUCCAGCUCAUCACCAAGAAAUCCAAGAACCAUAUCCAAUGGCUGGGGAACCGGACUUCUGUGGCGGGCACCAAUAAGAGUCAAACGUUAAUAAAGGAACUACAGGAUCUUCAAGCAGCAGAACAGCAUCUGGACAACCUUAUCCAGAUGUGUACUACUCAAUUCAAGAUCCUUACUGAGGAACCUGAAAACAAGCAUUCAGCUUAUGUGACUUGCCAAGAUCUACGCAACAUUGCAGACCCCUCAGAGCAGCUGGUGAUGGUGAUCAAAGCUCCCCCUGAGACACAGAUGCAAGUCUCUGAUCCUGCAGAGGCUUUCCAAAUUGCUGUGAAAAGUACUCAGGGCCCUGUUGAUGUGUUCCUGUGCCCAGAAGAGAGCUCUGGUGUCUGUAGUCCCACCAAGAGUCCAUUGAAAGUGGCUUCUGAGGAACCUUCUUCAGCACCUUCACAAACAACACCCUCUGCGCUUCUACACCCUUCUCAGGAUACAAGUUUGCCAUUGUUGAGUGGAGACCAAGAACCUUUGUUAUCUGGAGAGACUACACUGCCUCUGAAGUGUCCCGGGGAUGAUGUAAACCUCUCACCACUGGCUUCCAUGGAUGCCUUGCUUCUGCAGGGCAAGGAUGACUUCUCAAGUUUUCUGCCCUCUGAAUUCAUUGCACUUUCACCACCCCAGACUCAGGACUAUCAUUUUGGGCUCGAGGAGGGUGAAGGCAUCAGUGAGCUCUUUGACUGUGACUUUGGAGAUUUCACCUCCUUGGAUUUCUGAAUAUCCUCGGGUUGGGGAAAGGGGAGCGCCACCUGGUCAACUCUACCCCACCACAGGCGGGGGGAUCUUUUUUGCAGCUGACAUCUGAAUAUAAUUCCAGGGCUAGUUGUCAUCUUCAGGGCCAGUGUGCUGUCAAUCAGAUGCCAGGGAAGGAAAAUGGCAGGAUGUGGUCUGGCAUCGGUGACAGUGGGAGCACUCAGCUCCUGGAAUGGCUGCCUUUUGCUGGCCCUCUCCCUGUAAUUGAGGGAGAUGGCUGUGAAGCUAAUUGCUGCUGUGAAUGUUGCAAGCUUGUUUUUGUGACCUGAUUGAAAGAAAGCAGGCAUCACCUCAAGCCUGCUGUGCCCAGGCCCAGAGUAGUAAUAAUACUUAGGAAUAGGUGAGUAGGGUCACCUUGAUUCUCUGGUGCCAUGUUUGGAAUCUAUAGGGAUAGCUUUAGAGAUGCUGUUGCAGCGGCCUAGUUAUUCUUGUUGAACCACUCCUUUCCCUGAAUUUCACUUUAGACAAUACUUGGCUGUGGGCAGGCCCCCUUUUUAGCAGGUGCUUAAUUUUCUAUGUUGUGAGCAAUUUCUCAAUCUUGGCUUAGAAAAACACGAUGGUCAGAAGCUAUCUUUAGAAGAGGGGGCCCCUCCAUUCCUUUCUCAGCAAACUGUUUAGGUUGUGUGGCAGAAGCACUGAGCACAUUAUUUUGAGGGACACCUUUCUGCCAGGCAGCAGUGGGAGAAGGUGACCAGAACGGUACUUCUCAGAACAGUCAUUGAUCUGAGGUGGACUCUUGCAGCCCAUCUCUACUUGGUUGGCUGGCAUUUUUAUCUUUAUCUAGGACUGGGAAAAUUCUGUAUGCUGGCAAAUGAUAAACCAGAGAUUUGCAACUCAGUAUCAAAGAAUGGUCAAGUAGAAGAAAGAAAACCAACUGGAUAGGAUGGAUGAUAUAAUGGGAGCCUUUUGUUAAACAUGCUGCUCAAACUAGUGAAAAGGUAAUGGGUGCGUUAGAAAAAUGGGUGAACUUUUUUUUUUGCUCUUUUUAAAAAAAUGUUCUGGUUGAAAAGGAGAAACUGGCUUUCAAAAAUGAGGCACCAAGAAUGGUGGGGUGAAUUGUUUCUGGAUGCCGAUGCAAACAUAUUUUUUUUCCUCAUAAGCCUCACCAUAAAGCUUUAAGGAGGGUCCUGUAAAGAUUAUUUAUUUAUUUUGGGUGUUCCUCACCUCCCACUAUGGAUAUUAUUUUCUGGAAAGUCUAUUCCCUGGUAGAAUAUCUAUAUAUCUUAUCUGGGGAUGGGAUGGGUUUUUAUUAUGGUGAUUUUUUUUUUCAUAGUGAGGUGCUCAGUCUGCUCAGCUGUCUUUAGGUUUAGAGCAGACAGCCAACAAUGCAGAGGGGACACUGCUUGUCGUAGGAAAUGAAGUUACUGGAACAUUUUGCUUCAGCAGGAGGAAAGGGAGGAUUGCUAGCUAUUUUCCAUAAUAGUAAGGGAGGUUAACCCUACACAGUAUUGUCAGACAGCAAGCAACCAAUGCCUUUAUUUACCCCUUUCCUGUAAAGUGAAGGGAAAACACAGACUUUUCUCCUUAUUAUCCCAAUCCCUAUGCUAAGCAUAAGAUACAUCCAGAAAUCAUGGAUUCAUGUUAUUUAUUUAUUAUUUAUGUGGCUCCAUCCAGUGUUCCUGGAAGAUAAAGGAUAGUGUCAGAGGAAUAUGGGUGCAUGAACUCAACAUGUCCAGGUAUGUAGAAAGAGACUCUUUAGGUAUCUGAUUAGAAUUGCUGAUCUAGCAAGUGACAGCAGAGAACCUGGGAACAAGUACGUUGUGGUCAAAGAGCCUCGAAUAGUGAAGAGAUUCAAUGUCUCAUCAAUAUGUUGAGAGAGUAUGACUGGUCAAGACAAGUGAAUUGAAAUGCUAUUUAUUCAUAGAGGAUGGACAACAGGUUCAUCUUGUAGAACAGUAUUUCUGAACUUCAAUAAUUUUAAGGUGUGCAAAUUUCAGUUCCCAGAAUUCCUCAGCCAUUGUCCUGGGAAUUGAAGUCCACGCAUCUUAAAGUUGCUGAGGUUGAGAAACACUACUGUAGAGAAAUAUUUUGGUAUGUUGAAAGGGAGGGUGGGGGAGGGAAACACACACUGGUAGGAUAAGAGUUUGUGGAAGGAAUAGUUUUAUUCCAGGUUUAUCCAUUUUGAGAAGUAGCUUUAGUUGAAGGAAUGGGGCUUUAGCAGCAGGUAUGAAUGCCAUCAGCUUGACUAGGAGUUGUUCCUAGUGCAUCACAAAGCAGUAAUUGGUGCUGUCCCUGAGGUGCCUUCUUAGUCCUUUAAGUAUUAUUUACUGGAACUCACCAAAGUGUGCUCCUACAUGUUAGGAGUGUAUUUUGCUUUAUGGAAAGGUAACCAUGACUCAGUGUGUGGCUUUGUGUAUUUGUGUUCUUAACAGAUGAGAGAACUACUAAUGUAAAGCAUUGUGACAACCAGUCCCAAAUAAUUUAAAUUUCACUGGAGCUCUUUUUUGGACAAGACUGAACAAAAGCAUCUCUUAACUGGGUCUUCUUCAGGCAACACAUAUAAAUACGCUUCCUCAAAUCAAAAUUCAUCAGGCAGCAGGUGGUUGUAUAAGCAUAGAUAACACAAUAUGAUUCCCAUCCUCUCUUCUCACCUUUCAACUCUUUCUCAGGUUGCCAGUUCCUAAAGCUGAAUCAAGUUAAAAAUUAUCCCUGUGUUGCUAGGCUCUACAUAAGGAGAAACAGCUAACUCUCUCCAAACAUCGCAUUUUCCAAGUUGGACAUUUGCAAGUAAUCUGUUCUCAAGAAACUUAAUGCUGUGUUCUUGUAGACUGCACUACUUCUGAAUAAUAACUGGCAAAACAUGUUCUCUGUAACCAAGGUACACCUUAUUUCUUGUUUCAGAUACAAACAGGAGAGCAAUUUGAUCAUAUUCACAUUAAUUACUGAUCUCUAAGUGAGCCUUAUCUGGAUGCCUUCUGGAUUUCCUAUAAUAUUACAUGUUAGCCAAGUUGGCUGGGGCUGAUGGCAGUUUUAAUUCAAUUCAUCUAGGCACGAGGGUUACAAAUCUGGAUUGCAUUUCUGUACAUAGGUAAUCUUAACUUUCUGACAUGUUUAUCUUUUUGUAAUGUGGAUAUCUCCCUCAGUAGUUGCAGCAAACAGAGACAAUCUGUUCCAAAGGAUUCAUUGAUAGAUUUAUACCUUUUGAUAUAUUCAUACUGAGCACAUCUUGCUUUCACAAGGGAAGACCAGUACUGCUUUGGCUAGCCUCUUUCUGAUGCAACUCAUACAAAAGUCACUGUAAUGUGCC